AUGUUUCGGAGGGCUCACGCGCGCUCUGAUCCACCGGCCACUCGACAUGUGCUUCAGACAUCAAAAUUCAACUUUCCAACCAAUCCCGGAGAUCUAUGUGAGCUCGAGGAAUUCACGGAAGCUUUUGUGCAGAAACGGAUGGAACUAAAUCUUUCUCAGAAAAUGGUGGCAAGAUCCUUGAAACAACUUUAUGGCAUUAAUCGUAGUGCAACGUUUAUUUCUCGGAUAGAACGCCUUGAUAUUGGCCUGAGCCACUACCUGAGCGUGUACCCUGUCCUACUUCAGUGGCUAAAAGGUACUGAAGAUCCGGAAACCUGUGAAGCCAUCAUACGCACUGCCCUUGGUGGUCAGCCCACAGACAGCUCCACACCCGUCCACUCCCAACGCAAAAUGGUGGCAAGAUCCUUGAAACAACUUUAUGGCAUUAAUCGUAGUGCAACGUUUAUUUCUCGGAUAGAACGCCUUGAUAUUGGCCUGAGCCACUACCUGAGCGUGUACCCUGUCCUACUUCAGUGGCUAAAAGGUACUGAAGAUCCGGAAACCUGUGAAGCCAUCAUACGCACUGCCCUUGGUGGUCAGCCCACAGACAGCUCCACACCCGUCCACUCCCAACGCACCCGGCGUUUAGGGCUGAGGAUUCGUCUUGCAUCCUAUUUGCGUGCAACGUCUGCUCAUCACUUGGCGCCGACAUCCUCAGGUAUCUCGAAAUCCAUCUUCAAGCCUCGACGCCCAGUCUAUCUGGCCGCCUUCAAUGUCCGCACUCUGAAGCGAGCAGUUCAACAAGCUGCUGUUGCUCUCACACUGGACUCGCUUGGUUUUGAUGUGUGCUGUGUCUCUGAAACAAGGAUUCAAGAUACAAGCACAGUGACUGAGCUAACCGCUCCGUCAGUCUCCACUCGCUUCCAGAUACGUAUCUCUGGUGAUCCAGAAGCUACUGCGGCGCGAUGUGCAGGGGUUGGUAUCGUCCCAAGUCAUCGGGCUAAAGUAUCCUUAAUUGACUGGGUACCUGUUGAUAGUCAUCUCUUUGCGUUUCGUCUGGCAACGUCUGUUGAUUGA
Molecule: messenger RNA, 1056 nt
Organism: Opisthorchis viverrini
Lineage: Eukaryota; Metazoa; Platyhelminthes; Trematoda; Opisthorchiida; Opisthorchiidae
Exons: 4
Coding region: 1-1056 (351 amino acids)
Biological process (GO): regulation of transcription by RNA polymerase II
Molecular function (GO): RNA polymerase II cis-regulatory region sequence-specific DNA binding; DNA-binding transcription factor activity, RNA polymerase II-specific
Source: RefSeq, a predicted model, not a curated record